CGCUCUUCAUGAUGAUUCGAGUAUAGCGUGAGCGAUUUGAGACUGAUGCGAAGAUCAUGGGGCACUGCAGAAUAGAAUUGUGGAGGGCGCGCUUGACCCCAGAUUUCCCGUCCGAAGGAUGGAGUGAGUUCGGAAAAGAUCAUCCCUCCCUGCUCGACUAGCAUAAAUAUUACAGGAUACCUCGAUGGGAAAAUAAUAAUCGUGAUUGCUACUUCUCCAUCUGUAACAAUACCCACGCAACAUGGCUGGCAAAAAGAAUCAGCAGCCAGUUGCGGCUCCAGUUGCGGCACAUCUUGUCGCCCCCAAUGAAGAAGCUCAACACGCCGCCGAUGAUGAAAAGUCGAUGGGCUUGUUCGAAGCUAUGAGGCUGUAUCCAAAAGCCGUCGGCUGGUCGGUUGUUCUUUCGAGUGCGCUGAUCAUGGAGGGCUACGACCUUGCGCUUCUUGGGUCGCUCUACGGGAGCCCAAUGUUCACCCAGAAGUACGGCAUUUUCAACGAGAAGACUGGAAAGUGGGCAGUCCAGCCGAGUUGGCAGAGUGCGUUGUCUAACGGCGCUCGGGCUGGAGAAGUCAUAGGUCUGCUCAUCAACGGAUUCGUAAGUGAGCGCUACGGCUACCGUAAGACUAUGAUUGGUGCUUUGUUCGCCAUGACCGCGUUCGUCUUCAUACUGUUCUUCGCUCCUAACGUCCAAAUAUUGGUAAUUGGCGAAGUCUUUUGUGGCAUCCCGUGGGGUAUGUUCCAGACACUGACGACCCAAUACGCCUCUGAGGUCGCACCGGUACAAUUGCGCCCUAUCUUGACCACCUUUGUAAACAUGUGCUGGGUCAUGGGACAAUUUAUAGCUGCUGGCGUGAAUCGAGCCUGCGUUCUGCGCGAAGACCAGUGGGCGUACAGAAUUCCUUUUGCCAUCCAAUGGAUCUGGCCUCUUCCAAUUGCUAUUGGGGUAGCUCUCGCCCCAGAAUCGCCUUGGUGGCAUGUCCGUCGAGGCGACAAGGCUGGUGCCAGAGCCGCACUGCUCCGUCUCACAUCGGCAGAUUCAAACUUCAACCCUGACGAGACUAUUGCUAUGAUCGAGCAUACCAAUGAGAUGGAGAAGAACAUGAAGGAGGGAACACGUUGGAGGGACCUUUUCAAGGGUACUGACCUUCGAAGAACCGAGAUCGUUUGUUUCGCGUGGAUCGCGCAGACCAUCUGUGGUACCAAUAUCAUGGGUUACUUCGCGUACUUCAUGCAGCAAGCAGGACUUCCGACCGUGCAGUCGUUCAACAUGUCGAUGAUAUCACUCGCACUUGGUCUGAUCGGCACAAUGGGCUCGUGGUUCCUGAUGCAGAAGCUUGGCCGUCGUACUAUCCACUUCUCUGGAGCUUGCACGCUGUUUGUGCUCUUGAUCAUCGUCGGCUCGUGCUCUUUCGCUGGAAACGAAGCUUCAAACUGGGCGAUUGGCGCCGUCUUGAUUGUGUUCGUCUUCGUCUACGACUUCACAAUCGGUCCGGUCACAUAUUCUAUCGUUGCCGAGAUGCCGUCGACACGUCUGAAGUCGAAGACAAUUAACCUGGCUCGAGCGCUGUACAAUGUAUCUAACAUAGUCGUCAACGUCUUGACAAACUAUCAACUCGGUAGUGGUGGUUGGGCUUGGGGAGCGAAGACGGCAUACUUCUGGGCCGGCACCUGCGGCUGCGUGGUUGUUUGGGUAUACUUUAGACUGCCUGAGCCUAAGGGCCGUACGUACGCCGAGCUUGAUGCACUGUUCGAGGGUAAAUUCGAUGCAAGAAAGUUCGCCAGCACGCAGGUGGACCCGUACGGUCGUGGCAUAGGAGUGGAGAAGAUCGGUGGAAAGGAGGCGAUUAACCCUGAGUGGAAGGAGUGAACAGCUGCGCGUUCUGUCUAGCCAUGCUCUCAUGUUGUGGAAAUGACCGGAUACAACCUUGGUAAAAGGAGGUGUUCAGCGAUGAUUUGCACAAGAACAGUAUGUCAACAGGGCUACUGGACAGUGGAGGCUAUUGUUCCGCUAUACUCAGCUCUCUUCGAGACAUAACAGCCACGCAUCAAAAAUAAGCAUGCAAAUAUGACCACAAAUUCAAUGACCG
Didymella exigua CBS 183.55 is the source of this 2087-nucleotide messenger RNA. Its product is annotated as general substrate transporter. NCBI's taxonomy places the organism in Eukaryota, Fungi, Ascomycota, Dothideomycetes, Pleosporales, Didymellaceae. Gene Ontology annotation, cellular component: membrane. The transcript is spliced from 5 exons. Gene Ontology annotation, biological process: carbohydrate transport; transmembrane transport. The record is from RefSeq and is a predicted model, not a curated record. The coding region runs from base 242 to 1867 and encodes 541 amino acids. Gene Ontology annotation, molecular function: carbohydrate:proton symporter activity.